AUGACGGAUUCUGUGGUCGUGGAGGGAUAUGCCAGACUCAGAGACGGGAAAAAGUGGAAAACUAGGUGGAUCGUUCUUCGCAAACCAUCGCCCGUAGCAGAUUGCCUGGUGCUGCUAGUUCAUAAAGACAGGAGUGAGCGCGCCCAGGGGAGCAGAGAGAGGCUCUGUGUGACUCUGGAGCAGAUCUGUGGAGUGGAGACAGGACAGUGCUUUGAGGGCUCAGCCUUCACUCUCUCCAUCUUGUGUCUGAACCAGAGUGUUCUUCUGGGCUUUGACUCGAGAGACGCGCUGCUGUGCUGGGAGGCCCGGCUCCGAUACAGCCUGGGGGAAGUUCACAGGUUCUGUGUGGCUGUUUUACCUGGGACCAAGUUGGAGACGGGACCCGCCACUCUUCACCUGUGCAACACCCUGCUGGCUCUGGCUCGGGACGUCCCCCCGGUCAUCAUCGGUCACUGGAACCUGCCUGACCUGCGCCGCUAUGGACCAGUGCCCAACGGCUUUGUGUUUGAGGGAGGCACCCGCUGUGGAUACUGGGCCGGCGUGUUCCUGCUGGCGUCUGGUGAAAGCGAACAAAUCAGUUUCCUGUUCGACUGCGUGGUCCGUGGCGUCUCUCCCACCAGAGGCCCCUUUGGACUCCGGCCAGUUCUGCCCGAGCUCAAUCUGAAUCAGUCCAAUUCUGAAGAGAAGUUGAACCAUGAAACGCAGGAGCUGGAGAAGCGCCUCAGCAUGCUGUCUCACCGGAACAGCUCAAUCUCGUCGGCAUCGUGCCCGUCCGCUGGAGGAGAUGACCGCAGUAUUUCUGGUUCCUCCGACACCUCGGACACCAGUCAGUCUGACUGCAGUGUCGGCAGUCGGCUGGUGAUAUGGAGCGACCCAGCACCCACCGAACACUCUGCACAACUCAGUACAAAGAGCCCUCCUCACAGCAUGGAGAAGCUGUGUGUGAGCCCUGGAGCGGCCAGUGGCCCUGCGCUGAAGGCCCCGCGGCAGCUGCAGGAGAUCGGGAGGCAGAGCUCUUCUGACAGCGGCAUCGCCACAGGCAGCCACUCCUCCUACUCCGGGAGCUUCUCCUCCUACACAAGCAGCCUGGACAUUCAGUCCACUGAGGACUACUGCUCUGUGUUCACACUGCCCCCACACUUAAGCCAAGAUCUGACCCCCUGCAGCUGUCCGACUGCCCUCGGACACGACUACCAGGUGUCCAACUCAGUGCGCUACCUGUACGACACGCCCCGCAGCCUUCUGCAGGACACUGUGGACAAGAGACUGGGCACCAGUGUGGACACCAGUGUGGACACCAGUGUGGACAAGAGACUGGGCACCAGUGUGGGCACCAGUGUGGGCACCAGUGUGGACACCAGUGUGGACAAGAGACUGGGCACCAGUGUGGACACCAGUGUGGACACCAGUGUGGACAAGAGACUGGGCACCAGUGUGGGCACCAGUGUGGGCACCAGUGUGGACACCAGUGUGGACAAGAGACUGGGCACCAGUGUGGACACCAGUGAGGGCACCAGUGUGGACACCAGCCCAGACAGUGCGUGUUCAGAGCUGAGCCAGGACCGGCCCACAGAGCCCAGUCAAACUUCUGACCAGAGCCUGGCCGUAGCAGAUGCUACAACACUGGACAGUACAGCAGAGAGUCUGGCAGUGACUGAACAAACAGAGCAGGGUGACAAAAACAGUGCAGCGCCCUCUAGUGACAGCCUGCACCCUGACACGUGUCACAUCUGCAGCGCCAUCACACCCUUCUGCAAAACCAUCGUCACCAUCUGCUCCUCGUGCGGCGGGUAUAAGGCGUCACCUUGCAUUCCUCCAAGUGGGACAUCCACACACGCUGUACCAGAAAAACGUCCCUUUGGUAAAGACGAGCGGCGCAGAGCUGAUUACGAGGUUAUGGAAGGUCGAACACCAGAGGCAGAGGAGAAAAGCAAGUACGAGUUAAUGGGCAGCUGUGGCCAUCAGAGGCUUCUCCAGGAGACCGACGGGAGUGUGUUUGUUUUCCCUCCUGAUGCAGUCGCAGCAGACAGACUUCGCUGGGACGCAGUGACGUACGUGAACAUCCCUGUGAGUCCCACGUCCAAGAAGCUGCUCAACUACAUGGAGCUGGAGCUGCAGGAGAUCAGCCCCGGGCCCAGAGGGACUGGCCCCCACCUGCCCCCUCAGAAAAAAAGCUCCACUAAAUAUGCUCAGAUUGACAUCACAGCAACAGAGACGGCUCACAAAGUGGGCACCCAGCAUGCACUGGGGCGUCAGGAGGGACUGCUCACGCUGGAGUUGAGACGAAAGGCGACGCCACACUGA
This is a messenger RNA of Knipowitschia caucasica, 2304 nucleotides long. The record is from the annotation of a GenBank genome assembly. NCBI's taxonomy places the organism in Eukaryota, Metazoa, Chordata, Actinopteri, Gobiiformes, Gobiidae.